Molecule: messenger RNA, 2477 nt
Organism: Pecten maximus
Lineage: Eukaryota; Metazoa; Mollusca; Bivalvia; Pectinida; Pectinidae
Exons: 6
Coding region: 89-1012 (307 amino acids)
Source: RefSeq, a predicted model, not a curated record
CUGUAACUUCCUGUUGAACAGUAAACAACACUGAAAAUUGAGAUGGUGUCAUAGAUAGAACAGUCAGAAGCACUUGUAACUGACCAACAUGUGGACCUCCGCUGCACAUUGGGCUUUUGCGGGACCAAACCUUUGCGUCAUCAUCUCACUUGUCCUCAUUCCAUUGGUCAGAGCAGGUGACAGUACUACAGUCACAAAGGAUAUCUGUGGUACCUACAUCAGGUUGAGGUCAGACACGCACGAUAUACGCUGGGAAGGUGAUGUUCUUAAAAUUGACUGUACCAUCUACAUAGAAAAUGAUCCAAGCUAUGAAAACACUUUAUGUGCCAAAGCAAAGGAAUAUGAUGUGAAGGAUAAGCGGUUUGUUCUUACCUUCUUGUCGGGAACAUCUUACAAUGAAGAUACAAAGUACUUCGGAGCCUCUGAGAACAAGGGUAACAUAACCUACUGUGCCCAAAAAAGGAAUACAUUGGCACUACAGUUCUCUACCAGCACAAGGAAGUCAGCCUCUCGAGUAUACCUGAAAAUAACUCAGACACCAUAUGUGCCAAAGAAACGUGACAGAACGGUAACAAGAGAACGGCUACCACAGGUGAUGUACAGGCUAAUGGGAGGCAUUGGGUCAGCCAUCAUGGUAGCUCUGAUGGCAUCAGUCAUUAUUAAUCGUCGACGUAGGGCUAGACAAGGAACCUUCGGUAGAGAUGGACAGUUCAUUGGUAGAGGUGGUCUUGUCAUAAGACGAGCUGGAGACAUUGAUAAUGAACAGGGAGAAGAAAUGGUUGCUCUUAGCCGACCAUCACAAAACAACCCAGGGACGUUUCCCACGACAGGUGUACAGAAUGGAUACAGAGGACCGUCUCAUGUGUACCCCACCCAGCAGCCAAUUAAUCCACCAGCAUACUCUGAAAUUCAAAAUGAUCAAGGUCAUUUCAAGCAAUACCCUGAUUCAGCUCCACCAAAUUAUGAAGAUAUUGUUGACACGAAAACUCAGCCAAACACCUCCAACACGUGAAAGUAUUUGUUUAUUGUGUAUUUACUUGUGAGAACGUUUUUAACAUGACCUUAUCUCGUAAGUUGUAACAUGCUAUAUUGCUUUUUAUCACUAGGUCACACUGCAUUAAGUGCCUGUGUACUUAUGGUAUGAUGCAGUAUCAGAUGUCUGCCUGUCCCUCUAUAACCAUGAACAUAUUCAGGGAACCUUAAGCCCUUGGGUACUGUAUUUUGAUCUGACUAGUAUGUUCCUGUGAUCUUCCACUUAUGCUAAAUGUACUAAGGAGUCAAAAGUCAUUAAUAUGAAGAUAAAAAGACCAUCAUCCCUUCUCCCUUCCCCCUUUCCAAGUCUCAACUGGUGAAGAACCGGGAAUGAUCUUUACUUCAGGACAAAAAAAGUUGCUAAAUAUUUCCCCUAUUUCCCCAUUUACAAGCUAUAACUGUAUAUAGCUUUGACUCAGGUCAAAACUUAAAGUGGAUCUUAGACCUUAACACUCAAUACAUCAUACAUGUAUUAGCAUCGUCACCACAGUCGAUUGCUCUACACUACUUUACACUUAUCACUGUGACAUGUUCAAAAGGUCAUAACUUUUUUAUUGAUCUAUGGCUACCAGUGAUAUGCAGACAAAAGAAAGGAUGAUAACAAAUCUUUGAAAACUUAAGACAUUUUUAGUACUGUAGACAAUGUGCAAGUUACCAGCUAAAAUAUUGAUUAAUAAAUAAAUACGUAUAUAUCAUGUUUACUUCAGGCAAUAUACACAAAGGUGUGUUAAAUAUUGUAUGAAAAUGACAGAUAUUUUCAAUACUAGUUUGGAACAAAAUAUAGCUUAGAUAAAUAAUUUUACUAUGUUAAUCUAUAAAUGAGAUUUAUUGCUACCUUCUUGCCAGAGUUUCAACUAUCUUUAUUAUAUCUUUAAGUAUGCUCAGUUUUCUGGGCUCAUGGUAAUACAUGUAGCUGCAAUUUAUUUGGAUAAAUUCCUUUUUUGUAGUAGUAUAUGAGUUACAUUAUUAUAUAUUUCAUAAACAAAAUUGAUGGAUCCCCUUAUUCUGGGCUAGACAUUUUGUAUACCUAAACAUUGAAGAUGGGAAUUGGAUAGAUAAAUUAGGUUGGAAUAUGUUUUAAAAACAAUAUACUGUUCAUGCCAGAGCUGAUUUCAAUAAUGCAGGAUUGUAUUUAGCUUUGUUGAAUGCCUUUAAUUUUGGGAUGAAAAAUCAACUUCUUUGAAUGAAUUUUUAAUGUUAAUAUUUUGCAUAUUGUCUUUAAAUUUGUUCAUAAAAGAGGGUAGUUUUUUAAGUGUAUAACAAUGUGAAGGACAUAAUAAUAAUGUGAAGGUCACAUUGCUAAUGUGAAGCACAUGAUACACAUAUAAUAUUAUAGAUUACAUAUUAUAUAUGUAGAGUACAUGUAUAUAGUGAUGAUCUCAAAAAAGUAUUAUUGAUCUAAAUAAGUAAAGCUUUAUUAGACGAUUAUUUUCAAGUCGUAGGAU